Messenger RNA from Gamsiella multidivaricata, 794 nucleotides. RefSeq names its product C2 domain-containing protein. The transcript has a single exon. Bases 160 to 711 code for a protein of 183 amino acids. The record is from RefSeq and is a predicted model, not a curated record. Lineage: Eukaryota; Fungi; Mortierellomycota; Mortierellomycetes; Mortierellales; Mortierellaceae.
CGAGGCCGCAUGUCCAGCACAUAUAGAUCACUAAGUCUUAUAUAAGGCCCUGGUCCCCCCACCCACUUUUGCUCAUCAACCAGCAGCACCCCUUCUACCCCAGAACACCCGACUUCCUCAUCCCCUCUCAAGCAAUUACCGCACUCAGCACAUCCAACGAUGAAGUUCACUGCUCUUGUCGCCGCAUUCCUGGCCCCAGCCGUUGCCAUGGCUGCUUUGACCAACAGGGCCACUCUAGCCAACAGGGCCGCUCUAGCCAACGAGGCCAUCCCUGCAGUCGCCAAUGACGUCCCUGUCAAGUCUGAGAGCCUCGUUCAUAUCAUGGCCUCCAAGCAGGGUCAGCUCACCGUCAAGCUGAACUAUGCGACCAAGUUGACUAACAAGGACUGGCUCGGAAAGUCAGAUCCCUACGUCGAGUUGUGGCUCGAGAAGGACCAUAAGCAACGCUCCAAGGACGGCAAGGGCUUGAACCCGGUCUUCAACCAAGCUUUCACCUUCUAUGUCCGCUCUGGCCAAAGCAAGCUGUACGUCCGUGUUGUUGACAAGGACACGUUUAGCGACGACAAGAUCGGAGAAGCCACGAUCUCUUUAGACGAAGUCUUCAACACCGGCAACGUCGGUGCGCGCGACUACAAGCUCCCCAAGUGGUUCGGACUCCGAAACAACGGAUACGUCAACCUGGAACUCCAGUUCGUCGAGGAUCGCUCUUAAAGCUGAGCGUGUAAAUUGAACCCUCUUGUACAGAUCUCUUAUAUGAUGCUUAAUAAACGCGCCUUAGAUAACGUUUUGCAGUA